AGCGGGCUGGCUGUGGUUGGGUCCCGUCGGUUCAAAACAUUUCAAUAGUGAUACGCGCUCUCUUCCUUCAAACCCACACAGCCUUAGCUUUCUCUCUCCCUGUAUCUCUCUCUCGUCCGCAGAUCUCUAUCAGUUUGGUGAUUACUUCGUCAGAUCCGAGCUCCACAUCUCUCCGACUAUUCCAAUGGAGAAUCUAAUUUCUUUGGUUAACAAAAUCCAGAGAGCUUGUACUGCCUUAGGUGAUCACGGCGAAGGUAGUGCUCUGCCUACUCUAUGGGAUGCACUCCCCGCUAUUGCUGUUGUCGGCGGUCAGAGUUCUGGAAAGUCUUCAGUAUUGGAGAGCAUUGUUGGCAAGGAUUUCUUACCCCGUGGAUCAGGGAUUGUUACCCGGCGACCUCUUGUCUUGCAGCUUCACAAGGCCGAGGAAGGCAGCAGAGAGUAUGCAGAGUUUCUGCAUCUCCCAAGGAAAAGGUUCACUGAUUUUGGUGCUGUGAGAAAGGAGAUUCAAGAUGAAACUGAUAGAGAGACUGGACGAACCAAACAAAUUUCGAGUGUCCCAAUUCAUCUUAGUAUAUAUUCUCCAAAUGUUGUUAAUUUGACGCUUAUUGAUCUUCCUGGACUUACGAAGGUAGCUGUAGAGGGUCAACCUGAUAGUAUUGUACAGGACAUUGAGAAUAUGGUUCGAUCCUACAUUGAAAAGCCAAAUUGUUUAAUUUUGGCCAUAUCACCAGCCAAUCAAGAUCUUGCUACAUCUGAUGCAAUUAAGAUUUCCCGUGAAGUGGACCCUACAGGGGAGAGGACAUUUGGUGUUUUGACUAAGAUUGAUCUUAUGGAUAAGGGUACUGAUGCUGUUGAUAUAUUGGAGGGGAAAUCAUACAGGAUGAAGUAUCCUUGGAUUGGUGUUGUGAAUCGAUCCCAAGCAGAUAUAAACAAGAAUGUUGACAUGAUUGCUGCUAGGCGCAGAGAACGUGAGUACUUUGCUAAUUCCCCUGAGUAUAAGCACCUUGCUCACAGAAUGGGUUCUGAGCAUCUAGCGAAGAUGCUAUCAAAGCAUUUGGAGACUGUCAUCAAGUCCAAAAUUCCAGGCAUUCAAUCUCUGAUUAACAAAACAGUUGCUGAACUUGAAGCUGAAUUGAGUCGUUUAGGGAAACCUAUAGCUGCUGAUGCCGGGGGUAAGUUGUAUGCAAUCAUGGAAAUAUGCCGUUCAUUUGAUCAGAUAUUCAAAGAACACCUUGAUGGCGUGCGACCCGGAGGUGAUAAAAUCUAUCAUGUCUUUGAUAAUCAGCUCCCUGCUGCUUUAAAGAGGUUGCAGUUUGACAAGCAGCUUUCAAUGGAAAACAUACGGAAACUUAUUACUGAAGCUGAUGGGUACCAGCCACAUUUAAUAGCCCCUGAGCAAGGAUACCGUCGUCUAAUUGAGUCUUCUCUAAUUACUAUCAGGGGCCCUGCUGAGGCAGCUGUUGAUGCGGUUCAUUCCCUACUGAAGGACCUGGUUCACAAAUCUAUUAACGAGACUGUGGAUUUGAAGCAAUAUCCUGGUCUUCGGGUUGAGGUGGGAAAUGCAGCAAUUGAAUCGCUAGAAAGAAUGAGGGAGGAGAGCAAAAAAGCAACACUGCAGCUAGUUGAUAUGGAGUGUGGCUAUCUGACGGUUGAUUUCUUUAGGAAACUCCCUCAAGAUGUUGACAAGGGUGGCAAUCCUACACAUUCAAUUUUUGAUAGAUAUAAUGAUUCAUAUCUUAGGCGAAUUGGUACAACAGUUUUGUCUUACGUCAACAUGGUCUGUGCUAGUCUGCGACAUUCAAUUCCCAAGUCCGUUGUCUAUUGCCAGGUGCGAGAGGCAAAGCGAAGCCUACUUGAUCAUUUCUUCACUGAGCUAGGCAAAAUGGAGCAAAAGCGUUUGUCGUCUUUGCUAAAUGAGGAUCCUGCAAUUAUGGAACGGCGUAGUGCCCUUGGAAAGAGGUUGGAGCUAUACAGAAGUGCACAAGCUGAAAUAGAUGCGGUUGCUUGGUCUAAGUAGAUGGGAAUUGUGUGCAUUGCGUUUAUACAUGGAGAGACUCUACCAUAUAACACGUUUGUUGAGCGUGUAAUUUUUUGUUGUAUUUAGAGUGCAUCUUCUACUUAUUAAAGAUGUACUUUCGUCUCUUAUUCUCACUAUAGAACUGACGUUUUAUUUUAAGGCUUAUAUAUGUACAUCAUUUUCUUUUACUGCGUGUCUUCACUUCGUCGACAAAAUUCUUUUCAACCA
Molecule: messenger RNA, 2245 nt
Organism: Neltuma alba
Lineage: Eukaryota; Viridiplantae; Streptophyta; Magnoliopsida; Fabales; Fabaceae
Product: dynamin-related protein 5A
Exons: 16
Coding region: 185-2017 (610 amino acids)
Biological process (GO): receptor-mediated endocytosis
Cellular component (GO): plasma membrane; microtubule; cytoplasm
Molecular function (GO): GTPase activity; GTP binding; microtubule binding
Source: RefSeq, a predicted model, not a curated record